AUGUCUUCUCUUCCUGUUCAAGUUGAUCAAAAUGAAGUGGUUGAUGAUGACCUAACAAGUUCAGUUAAAAAUGAUGAUGAAACUAAUUCCAAAUCGUCUUCGAUUGGUGUGUUGAGUCAUGGAGAUGGUGGUGAUGAUGAAGAUGGCGAAGAAGCACAAAGCAAGGCUGUUGUUGAGGAAGGAUCCCUCAGUUCUUUGGCUACAUUGGAAGCUGCUCUUCCUUUUAAACGGGGAUUAUCAGGAUUUUAUGAAGGAAAAUCAAAGACAUUCAUGAAUUUGGGUGAUGUGAAAAGUAUAGAAGAUGUUGAAAAAGAAGAAAGCCCUUUGAACAAGAGGAGACGUUUGACCAUGGCAACUACUUUGUAUAAAUGGGGUAGUAGCAGCUCAAGUUCAAUGCCUCAUUUGACACCUACUGAUGGUGAAAACACACACAAUGUUGAGGUUGAACAAGAGUACAAAUCAUCCACUAGCAGCACUAGCUUUAAUUCCGCCGAUUCCACCACCACCACCACCAAGCCAUCCAUCAACUGA
Messenger RNA from Solanum tuberosum (potato), 531 nucleotides. RefSeq lists its product as uncharacterized. The coding region runs from base 1 to 531 and encodes 176 amino acids. The record is from RefSeq and is a predicted model, not a curated record. Lineage: Eukaryota; Viridiplantae; Streptophyta; Magnoliopsida; Solanales; Solanaceae. The transcript is spliced from 2 exons.